CUCUCUCUCUCUCUCUCUCCUCUCUCUGGCGUGGUCUCGAUCACGAAAAUUUAUGCAGAUCUAAAAAUCAGUUGUACGAAGCAAGUAACCUUGGUGAAAGUCAAUGGAUCGAGGAAAGAGGCCAAAUAAGUUUGUGGCCAACAGGAACAAUAAGAUGUACAUGGACCUCAAGGAUAUUAUAAGGGAGCAUGCUCUUCCUUUCCUUCCCGCAAAAUCGCUUUUCAGGGUCCAAGGUGUUUGUAGGGACUGGAAGCUCCAGAUCUCAACACCUUUCUUUGCCCACAAUCAGUCACUUUCAUUUCAGGCUCUCUCGGGCCUCUUCUGCCAAGUCCCUGGGGACCCACCUUCAUUCAUCUCCAUUGAACCCAAAUCUUGUGGCGUGCCAGACCCAUCUCUGAAAUUUCUUCCUGAACCUGUGGACAUAAGGGCCUCUUCCAAUGGAUUAAUUUGCUGCCAAGGCCGCACUGGGGUUAAAGCCUACUACAUUUGCAACCCUGUUACCAAGCAGUGGAAGAAACUUCCUAACUCGAAUGCUAAUCACGGUCCUGAUCCUGCCAUUGUUCUUGUCUUUGAACCGUCACUGCUCAACUUUGUGGCUGAUUACAAGCUCGUUUGUGCUUUCCCAUCGAACGACUUUGAUAAUGCAACUGAAUUUGAGAUCUAUUCAUCCGCUGAAGGAGCUUGGAAAGUUUCCGGAGAGAUUUGCUUUGCCAGCAAGAAGCUUGUGCCGAGAUCAGGUGUUUGUGUUGAUGGUGUUGUUUACUGGCAGUCAAAGGUACAUGGCAUUGUCGCUUUUGAUCUUACAAAAGAUAGGUCGCAACUCAUCCAAGGGUAUUCCACCGGAGCCUUGGGGAUGAUUCAUGGAAAGCUUUGUUCCACUCAUGCAAAUGGCCGCACAAUAACGGUGUCUGUGUUAGCCAAUGUCUACUCAAACACAAUGCAAAUGCAGAGCAAUUCCAGGACAUGGAAGGAGAAAGCUCGUUUUGUUAUAGACAAUUCAGUGUCUGCUGGGUCUGCUUAUGACCAGGCAGUGGUGCUCGCGGUUGGCUGUAAUGUGGUGUUGGUUCAAAUUGGAAAGACAAUCCUUGCUCAUAACUUGGAUACUAAACGAACUAAAGCCGUGUGGAGUGCUGCUGAAUCUGAUAUCAGAAAGUAUGCACACAACUCCGGACUCAACUUGUGUCCGGAACCAUUCGAUGCACAUGGACUGUGCAUUGAAUAG
Rhododendron vialii is the source of this 1222-nucleotide messenger RNA. RefSeq names its product F-box protein At5g49610-like. The coding region runs from base 104 to 1222 and encodes 372 amino acids. The transcript is spliced from 3 exons. Gene Ontology annotation, molecular function: protein binding. The record is from RefSeq and is a predicted model, not a curated record. NCBI's taxonomy places the organism in Eukaryota, Viridiplantae, Streptophyta, Magnoliopsida, Ericales, Ericaceae.